UAUAUACAUAACCUCAAAAGAAAGAAGUGUUAUUGCUAAGCAGUACAAAAUAAUUUCAAAUUGUGAAAUAGUACAAACAAAACCAAAAUCGAUUAAAUAGAUCGCGUUUUUAUUACGUUACAAAGUGUUACAUAGAACUAAAUACAAUUGAAUCAUUACAACGACUAGAGCAAAGUGAAAACCCUUAAAAUGAAACUAAUAACACAUAACAUGUUAACAUCAAAGUGUUUAAAGGGUGUAAUGACCGGAUAUCCACUAGCUAUUAAUGCUACAGAUGUGAAGGUAACGGAAGUAGAUUUUAAUCCAGAAUUCAUAACACGAGUCAUUCCGAAAUUGGACUGGGAAGUGCUCUGGGUAGCUGCCAAUAGCAUUGGUCAUGGUGAAGGGCUACCGAAAACUUUAGAACCCAAAUUUGAAGAAAAUGAAGAUUUUUUGAAAAAAGUUCAUAAAGUUUUACUAGAAGUAGAGGUUGAAGAAGGAAGUCUUACAUGUCCGGAGUCAGGAAGACAAUUUCCAAUUUCAAAAGGAAUACCAAAUAUGUUACUAACAGAAGCGGAAGUACAAUGAGAAAACUGUUCAACAAAUUUU
Spodoptera exigua (beet armyworm) is the source of this 588-nucleotide messenger RNA. The record is from the annotation of a GenBank genome assembly. Lineage: Eukaryota; Metazoa; Arthropoda; Insecta; Lepidoptera; Noctuidae.